This is a messenger RNA of Xenopus tropicalis (tropical clawed frog), 1536 nucleotides long. RefSeq names its product parvin beta (gene parvb). Gene Ontology annotation, biological process: actin cytoskeleton organization; actin filament-based process; cell adhesion. The record is from RefSeq and is marked provisional. Gene Ontology annotation, cellular component: cytoskeleton; Z disc. NCBI's taxonomy places the organism in Eukaryota, Metazoa, Chordata, Amphibia, Anura, Pipidae. Gene Ontology annotation, molecular function: actin binding.
CAGGGGGCUACUGAGAGGCACCCAGCACCCACCCAGCACCCCAGGGGGGAGCACCAUGUCUGCCACCCCGGUCAGGUCCCCCACCCUACAGGGACCAAAGAUGAGGAAGGACGAAUCAUUCCUGGGGAAGCUGGGAGGGACCCUGGUCAGGAAGAAGAAAGCCAAAGAGGUGAGUGAUCUCCAGGAAGAGGGUAAAAAUGCCAUCAAUGCACCGAUGUCGCCCACCCCCAUUGAUCUGCACCCAGAAGACACCCUGCUUGAGGAGAACGAGGAGCGCACCAUGAUCGACCCCAAUUCCAAGGAAGAGGCCAAAUUCAAAGAGCUUGUGAAGGUUCUUAUAGACUGGAUUAAUGAGGUUUUGGUCGAGGAGAGAAUUAUUGUGAAGAAUUUAGAAGAGGAUCUGUAUGAUGGGCAGGUGCUGCAGAAACUCCUAGAGACGCUGGGGAGUCGGAAGCUGAAUGUGGCGGAGGUGACGCAGUCGGAGAUUGGGCAGAAGCAGAAGCUGCAGACUGUACUGGAAGCCGUUCAGGAGCUGCUGAGACCUCAGGGGUGGGCCAUACGGUGGAACGUUGACUCCAUCCAUGGGAAAAACCUGGUUGCCAUUCUGCACCUUCUGGUGGCCCUGGCCAUGCAUUUCCGGGCCCCGAUCCGCCUCCCCGAGCACGUGUGCGUGCAAGUCGUCGUUGUCAAGAAACGCGAGGGGCUCUUACAGACGGCACAUGUGACCGAGGAACUGACAACCACCACCGAGAUGAUGAUGGGCAAAUUCGAGCGCGACGCAUUCGACACUUUAUUUGACCACGCCCCUGACAAACUAAGUGUUGUUAAGAAGUCGUUGAUCACGUUUGUGAAUAAACAUCUCAACAAGUUGAAUCUGGAAGUGACGGAGUUGGAGACUCAGUUUGCAGAUGGCGUCUACCUGGUGCUGCUCAUGGGGCUCCUCGAGGGGUAUUUUGUUCCUCUUCAUAAUUUCUACCUCACGCCCGAAGGCUUUGAACAGAAGGUUCACAACGUCGCCUUCUCCUUCGAGCUGAUGCAGGACGGGGGGCUCAAGAAGCCGAAAGCCAGGCCUGAAGAUAUUGUCAACCUUGACCUAAAGUCCACUCUGCGGGUUUUAUACAAUCUCUUCACAAAGUACAAGCACCUCGACUGAACCCCUCUUAUUCCCCCCAUAUUGUGCCUUAUGGGGAAAUGCACUGCACCCCCAAUUCCCCCCCCCCCCCCCCCCCCCGACCCAGUUCUACCCAUCGGCGCCAGCGACCCGGGAACCCUACGGAGCUUAUUGUAUCUGUGUGAGAGAUAUUUAUAUAUUGUGUGUCCGGGUUUCCCCUUCGUCUCUUCUGUUUCAAAACUGAUGGGGGAAAAAACAAAAAGUAUAAAUGGACCAAUGAAAACGCAGCAUCCAGAGACGCCGCUCAGUCCGACUUCCGGAACAACUGGAAUUAUUGUUAUUAAAUUAUAUCUAUGGAAUGUGUCCUUCUGUCUCCCCUGAACUUUGUCUUUUGUUCUGGAAUCUCUAUAAAGUAUUGUCAUUAA